Messenger RNA from Spirometra erinaceieuropaei, 4477 nucleotides. The record is from the annotation of a GenBank genome assembly. NCBI's taxonomy places the organism in Eukaryota, Metazoa, Platyhelminthes, Cestoda, Diphyllobothriidea, Diphyllobothriidae.
AUGGGUGGCCAUCAGAGCUCCCUGGAAGGCACACCCGCGCCUGAUGUUCUUCCCGAAAUUGACGUCGGUGAGUCUGCCUUUCUGCAUCCUAAAUUCUACAGUCGGGACCUACAAAAGCGCAAGAGGUAUUAUUUGCCACAAUUCAGUGCGGUUUAAUGUUCGCACAGUGUAUACGACUGCUUCGAAUUUGUUUGGAGUCCCGUGUCUGGCAGGUACCUACGGUGCUUGAAUGUGUCAGUCAAGGAUACACAUCAUUUCGUUUUCGCCUUCUGUUGGUAGCUAGCUGGGCCGAGUGACGCCCACUCAGUGUAUCUCCUUCGAAGUGCCUGUGUUCUCAGACUCGCAGACUUUCUCACGCAUGUGAGAGAUUCGCCGUUCGACCCCCGUUGUGUGAAAUCCUGGUGUAUGUGUGUCUGGGGGGCCAGGUCGUGCACAUGGUGCACGCAGACAUGGUCACUCGACCAUGUCAGCCACCGCGCUCAUUCCCCGCUCCAGUACGCUGACCGACUCGGACAGUGACGAGCCUGGUAAUGGGAAGGGAGAGUAAAGUCCACGGCGCACUUUUCUCACUAUAAGUAAUUUGACGCGCUUGAAGCUAUCACGGUGCGCUAAAAGCCAUGGCUUGGAAGGUUGCUAACUUACGGGAUAAAUUUGGCCUUGCAGUCGGUCCAGUAUUGUUAUUGUUGCGUCUAAGAGUCAGACAGCGAUGGCUCCAUCUGAAUGUGGCCUUUAUGGCACUCCUACCGCGUGGGGUUCGAGCCAGGCGUGGCGACACGCCUAGGUGCGGCUCCGGUCGUGCCAGCCACCCUUUUGUUGUUGGUUAUGAUUUGUGAUUUGUGCAGCUGUGUGGACUAGGGGGUGUGAGGCGGAGCGUCAAAGUGCGGGCCCGACCGUGCCAUCCACCUGCGCCCUCAUCCGCUCCUGAUCUUCUUGGCUCUGUCUUCACGCCGGGUCCAGGUAGGGGAGGAUAGGAGGGUGCGAUAGAUGCUGUACAAGUCUGCAUUCACAAUAAACAAAAUUACGCAGAAGUCAUUGUUCCUGCUCCCACCCUGCUGUGUGGAGCACACGGUGGACAUCGUGGACAACGACGACCGAGCUGUCAUUCUUAGACUGGUAAAAGGUAAUUCUGGAACAGCGUGGGGAAUGAAGAAGAAGAUAGGCUCUCCGGAACAGGUUUAUUUAAAUGCUGACCUUUCAAAGAGCUUGGUCGGCUCUCCAUUGUCAACGCGUAAAAUGUUCCUACCGUUGUGUGGCUUUGGUUUCUGGUUCCGCUCCUGUUAGUAACUCUGUGGGGAGUUGCUUCCCCGGAAAGUUUGGCCAUUUCAUCAGUCGGGUUGAGAGCGAAUUUAUCUGCCAAAUCGCUUUCCCUCCAUUCCCCUCCAAGUUGACUCCGCCGCUGUGAUAACCGACGCCAAAUUUGGCGUAAUGCCUUAUGAGCGGCAAUCACCAGUGGUCCAUCAUGCGCGACACCGUGGUUACCAAAGCCGACUGAACCACAUUUGCCGACAGAAUUUGUAGCCACGGGUAAACUCAACUGUUCCGGCCGGUUGUCGAUCCCUCUCGGUUUUGGCGGGGAUAAUAUCUUCUGGGUCUGCGGUUUCCGCGGGGACUGAAUUUACUGAAGAGUGAUCAGUGUCACGUCAGCCUCAAUUCGACCGGGGGACGAGAUUUGUCGUAGUGACUAAUUUCAUCUCUGACACUGUCUACGCGUAUCUCAAAAUGUGGUCGCUCUUCCUCUCAAACACCAUAUGCAUCAAACAUUGGAAACCACCCAUCAUGAUUAUUAGUCUAGAGGCCAAAUCUAAGGGCAGUAACUCUCGCCUGGCCACUGACUUCAAGAGCCUUCUCAAUCCCCACAUGACAGCCUUUAAUUCAUGUCUACAUAGGCACCUCAGUUCAGUUGCUCUGGGAGAUGAUAGCAGAGGCUUCGGUCGACCGUGAAUAUAUCACGACCUCCGCACAGCACGGAAACAAACCACAAUAUGAUGAGGAGUAGGCUGUGGCCACCGAAUCUCAUCGACUCUGACGGUCAAUGGUACUUCUGCGGUCUAGUGGAGGGGAAGUGCGCCAUCGCCUGUUUUCCGACGAUCACGUAGGCGCUCAACAGACACAAGGACCGGUAUCUGCCCACAGAAUGUUCAUCUCAUCUGAGCCUUCGUUCAUGCAAUCGGGGAGCGCCAGGAUAUCCUCGUUUGUAUAGCAGGCUUCGUGUGAGUUGAUCAACCAGCAGGUGUGUGUUGUUCGAGAGAUCUCGUUGGUGAGGGAUGGGGUGGGGUUAGAGGAAAUUGAGCUGACCCAACUAUAAUGGAUUCAACACGCAGUUCGGCUGCCACGAUGUGCUAAAAGUCAUUGGCUUCAAGGGUUGCCAACUGAAGGAACGUGCUAGCCCUUUUUCGGACAGGGUCGGACCGCAAUGACCUCUUGCGAUCUUGCCCUCGAAUUCUCGUACAUCGGGCGUGUGGCACGCGUAGAUAGGGCCCCACGUCAGAUCAAUCAUUUCACCGAGCGUCUUUCGUUGCUCCGCGUUACGCGCAGUUUGCCGUUGCAUGGCUUCUCAUCCAUUGAGCGCAACCCUGUCGAUAGUUGCGUCAUUUAUCGGUUCGUCUAUUUGAUUAUUCUGCACUGUCCUUGCGUUAUAUAUGGCUAUUUCCAGCGCAUACCUUCUACUUUCUUAACAUCUCUGGCAGCUCAGUUCAGUCUGUGCCAUCUUCACGCUCCGUUUUCGAUUCUGACUGCCCAUUGCGCUCAGGUAGCGAUUUCCAACGAACUGCUGCCGCGUCUUCUCAUGCAUCCCUGCCAGUCACUCCUCCUGCCCCUGCAUUUGCCGGAUCGACGGUGGAUACUUUUCCGUCAGGUAGCGGCCAACGACGAAGAGAGCUGCGGAAUUCCACCACCAGUCUACCCGGCUCCACCGCACCCUCCGCGGACGCCGCCAAACGUUUCUCUCACUUCUUCCCUCUUCCCUCCACCUCCAAAUCGCGUUUUCGACUGCCCCACCUAGGCGGCAGCAGCAGCAGCAACAAGCUAGGCGUCUCACCAUCGACGCAGCAGGCUACACCGCCCCGCGGCAUUGUCGUAGUGAAUCCCGGUCCGAGGACGGUUGCGGCCUCAUCACUGCCCCGUCUGGACGCCAUCACUGCGGCGGCAGCGGCGGCUGGUUUGACGGAGACCCCAGAGGGCCGAAUCUUCUCGGCCUUCUCCUGCGGCGCUCUGGACGGUGGUGUUAAUUGGGAGGCCAGGGAGCUGACUCGAAUACCGCGCUUUACACCCAUUCUACCGAUCAAGUCGACAAAUUGGAUGAUGGGCGGUGGAAAGACCACGGUUCGGUCGCCCUCUCCGUCCCAGAGUCUCACAGACCCCGCUGAUUUUCAGCCAGUAAGUAGUAUGAGUCGUUGCUGCAGUACUGGUUCGCUUUUCAUCGAACUUCACGCAUUAUCGUGUAGCAUGCUUUUGCUGAAUGCCGCUGUUGUAUUUGCCAUCCCCCUCCCGGGGGGAAGAGGUCGUUGACUACACAAAAGCAGGACAGGCACCCAUAACUAGUGCGACACAAGUGGUGACGUGGUGGUACGCCUACACACCUGCAUUGGGUGGUUGACUGCCUCGCCGUUAUGACCUCGAGGACACCGGUAAUUGUAUCUCACCAUGUGUGACUAUCUGCACCGGCAGAUCUCGACCAACCCUCCCCCAGCGGCGAAGAUCGAAAGUCCAAUGACGACCUCAGUGUCUUAGCGAACCGUGUGGAGCCAGGUUUUAGGUUGAUCUCUUCGACGCCUCCUAUUGGAUGACGCCGAAUCGAGGGCUGUGACAUUAAGCUAAUGCGACGGACGACAAAAAGUGGUGGUGUGUCCUGGUCAUUUCAAGCCGCUUGCUCCCACCGGCUCCAAGUCAUUGAUAGUUCUGUUUGCCUGAUCAAUGAAACAAUUCAUUCUAAAAUAUUCUGCGUUAUAACUUGCGCUUUUUUCCAACUGCAGCUGGCCGAGAUGGUAAAUCGGUACGAGGAGUACUUUCAAAAUUCGGCUGCACCAAUCCUCCAAAAACAGGAAGAGUUAACGUGCCUGCAGCGGAAGGUACGCGCUCUUGUACACCUGCUAGCCGUAUUAAAGGAGCUACUGAUUAUCUAUUAGUAACACAUUUGUUUCACAUUUCGCAGGUAGAGUAUGAAUCACGGAAGGUGUUACAGCUGAUGUACGACCGCCAAAAUGGCAAGGCCUUCAUGUCUCCUACAAAGGCGUCCGCGGAUUUGCCGCAUUGUAAAUCAACCUCCAGUGAGCGACCGCGGGCUGCUGGUAGCCGUCAGCUUGAUUCCAUUUCUGCUGACCUCGCCGACCUGCAUCACCUAGUCACUGCCAGCACCGAACUCCUCCGCAGGCUAACCCUAGAUGUGAGGGCACUUCAGCAGCGCGUUUCCACGCUUUCAGACGCACCCUAUGCUGAAGAAAACACUUCCGUUGUAAACUCCGCUAACAGUCCCGAGUAG